UUUCAAGGCUAAUUCAGGCGGCAUAUUUAAGCUACUAACGAAUCAUGUGCUGAUGCUGCGCUAUAGAUUGAAUCUUGGAUUCCUUCCAAAACUUCGAGAAAUAUUGAAGUAGUCUACUGUUAGACAUACGUAUGACCAAUCCUUCCCCACUAGAUGAACCUUUAGGUGUUGAUGAGACAGAACUAUUUAAUCUGAAUAAUCUUUGUUAUCGAGAUGAAGGAAACAAUACAAUUGUGGUAUCCAAUACACAGAGUGGUUUGAUAUUGCGUAUUCGGAAAACCAAUCUUGGACGCAAUGGAUACUGGCCGAAGGCUCGCACUAAACGAGCUGAGAUGUUUGCAAACCAGCGUAUAUUUCUUCAGUUUGGUUCCCAAUUUCUUCGCAGCAUACAUCUCAUCAAAACAAGUCCAACUUUUCUUGGUGAACUAGAAAAAGCAAUCGAACCAUUUAGACCUGCCUACCGUAAAGUUAAAGGAGUGGACCUUUCUGAAAACUUUGUUUUUGUCACAUCCGAUGCAACACAGAUGCCAUCACAUCUCGUGAAAUAUGCUUUCGGUCCAACUUUAAGCGUCGAAAUCAAGCCGAAGUUUGGUGUUAUCCCACUGUGGCCUGCUACUGGAGUCGUUAAUAUGGUUAAAAAUGUUGCAUCAUUGUUUUGUUUAAGACAAGAACAUUCUAGUAAACGAUCACGUUGGAAAGAUCUGUCCACAUAUUGUCCUUGUGACUUAUUUUCUGGUGAUCGUGACCGACUAGUGCAUGGUUUAAAUGCUCUUCUGACCACGCCUCAAAAUAAUUUCCGAGUCUACUUGGAUAGUCAUCCUAUUUAUUCUCAUGAUGUCGAUAAACUAGAUUAUGGCUUGAAUAAAUUUUUUCAUUUGGAACAUGAUUCAAUUUCUUCAAGUAAACAACAGAAUGAACUCCCUAAUGGUUUUGCUCAUAAAAAUGUUUGUAAUCGUUCCAACGAAUGUCUGUUUGCUAAUGACAGAGAUCGAUUGGUACGUGGAACUCUAUUAGAAGCAUUGUUGCACAAGUUCGACUGUACAAAUGAUGAUAUAAGGACGUUCAAACCAUCGAUUGAUUGUCAACCCUUUUCAACGCAUUGUGCAUUACACGCAGAUCAUAAAUCUCAUUCAGCUUCACGUGACAAUUGUUAUAGCUUACAAAGAAAUUGUAAACUUCCAGAUGGUUGUAUUUUACAACGUAUACUUUCUGUCCAGUUAUUGAUCACAACAGAUAUUGCUUUUAUCUUCCCACACUAUAAACGUGUAUGUACUUUUUUAACAGCACAUGGAUGGACAUGGGAGAUGUGGCUUAAACUAGCACGAAACGGGGAAGCGUCGAAAUAUUUGGAUACACAGGAAAUCGCUGAAAGUUUUGAUAUAGUUGAAAAAUAUUUGAUUGCUUUAAUCGCUCGGGAUUGCUCAAUUAUGAUUACUGUUCAACGCGCAAGACCUGAAUGUCCACCAUCAUCACCUGUUAUUUCGGGCACAUGCUGUUGUAUUCCCAAAAUGUUAAUUAGCUGUGCCAUCAUAGAUCUAGAUCCGAAACCCUUGGAGAAACUGCGUGAUCGACUAGAUUUAGAGACAGCGGUUACAUUGGAAGCGAUCAAUCGGCAAUUUAAUUUGCUAGUACCAAAGAGCCUUUCAUAAUAUCCAAAUGUAUAUGUAUUAUUCUCAGAUUCUUAUAUUUUCUGAUGUUAACGUAUUUUGUGUAUUAGUUUGCAGCAUUUGUUUUACCUUGAUCUUCAAAUACACCGUACCUGUUUUUGCAUGCAUGCAUAUCUUCAGCUCGAUUUGGAUAUCUAUAUAUUACAACUACAAUUUUCGUGUCUUUUGUCACUUUAUAAUAAGAAUAUUCCUGUAUUAGACGACCUUUAUUAGUUAAAAUUAUGGAGAGUAAUUUAGUUUUUCAAAUACUCCUACGUCGUAUAUUUGUGUAAAUGCAUAUUUUCUAUGCGUGGUAUAAAUCGUGAAAAAUGUAGGUCUGUUCAAUCUCUCGACAUCGAUUGGAAAUUUCAGCUGACCUAAACGUGCUUCCAAAUUAUAAUGUGGGAUUUUUCGUUGUUAUUAUUAUUGAUUUAUUUGUGACCUCUUUUUAUUUGAAAUAGUGGCAACUUUUCUGUGUUCCUUUCUUGGUCACCAACCUACCAUUCAUAUGCUUCCUUUGUUAUUGUUUUAUUUUUGCCCUUUGUGAAAUCAACUAGCUCUGUAGGAUUUCGCAUCAUUUUGUUAUCUGUACAGUAAAAAAUAAAGAAGUAUUAUUAAGAAACUUAAUCAGUUAACUCCUAUUUCAUUUUCUUUGGAAAUGUAAAUAGUAAAUUAGCAUGAUAAGUGUAGUUUCGC
Schistosoma turkestanicum is the source of this 2342-nucleotide messenger RNA. The record is from the annotation of a GenBank genome assembly. Lineage: Eukaryota; Metazoa; Platyhelminthes; Trematoda; Strigeidida; Schistosomatidae.